AUGGCUUCACAAGUUCCGAGUGGCACGCCGGCAACAAACUCAUACCAGAUCAGACAGCCUAUGCCUCCUCGAUUUCCGCAAAAUACGCCAACGGUCGUUCCAUUUCAGCAGGAAUUGCAAUCUGGCCAAAGCUCAUUACCUACUGCUCCAGCGACAACAUUUCCUGCUGAAUCGCAGUCGCUAACAAUACCAAUAACAGCAGCACCGACCAGCACUGAUCCUGGUUGUAGCCCACUUCAGCGACUUCAGAACUUCACAUCAAUGAAUGGCGCACCCCAGCCUGGAAGAAGUGCAGCAAGAGUCUCAUCUUCCGAUGUAGAAAUAUCGAGAGCACCAGCAACGCAGCCGUUGCCACAAACAACUAGAGCACCUGCCGCUGCUGCAGCAUCAACUGCUCAACAGAGAGAUGUAAGCAGUGGCCAGUCGUCAGUAUCAAGUACGUCUACAUCAGAAAUGGUGGUGGAGGCGCUGUCUGCUUCUACUUCGGCUAAUGCAGCACCACCAAACAUCAAUAUGGCUCGUUUGUCUCAGCCACAGCCGAUUUCUUCCGAAGCUUCGAGUGCUGCGCAUCAGCUAUCCCGCCUUCGUGACUCAUCAAGUCCUCGUGAUGUGCCGUCCACUUCGGAACCAUCAUCUGCUUUUCGGACGUGUCGCGGUGUACUCAGUAUAGUCGAUGUGGUAAAGCAAGACAUGGAUGCGAAAACAUGCGACUAUAUCAUGAGAAAUGCUGAUGGAAAUUUGUACUGCUCCCGCUCUGAGUGCGCCGAUAUUCGGUUCGAAACACAUUCGGCGGCACGAGUGCAUAAUUUGCGACACAAUUCACAAAAUAUCUUCUUUUGUCUGGAGUGUGGCAGUGCCUUUCCAUUUGAAAAUCUCAUCGUUAAACAUAUGAUUGAACGCCACAAUCAGAAGCAAGUGCCUACACUCAGCCUGCAGUGUCCGUUCUGUCCCAGUAGUCCGAUAUUUACGGAAGUUGCAGCCUUCAGAGUGCAUAUGGCCUCUGAUAGACCGUCUCAUGCAGGGGCAAUUUAUAAAUCGAGAAGCAGGUGUAAGCUGACUUUUCAUACGAUGGAAGCUCGAUUGUUGCACGAGAAGGAGCACAGAUCAGCACCGGAUUUACAAUGCUGCUACAUUUGUGGCACUACUCGAUGGUGGUUUCAAGCGCCGGCGGAGGAUUUGCCAUACAUUGAUCAUUCUUACAUCCACGCCUUCCAGCUAUUUGCAUUAUGUCGUGAAUGCGGUCUCUGUGUUCCAGACAGGAUAAAGGUUACUCAUUGCGCUCAGUUUCUUACUUUUUUGCAUGAAUCAAAAAUACGAAGUAGCGAUACAUAG
Gongylonema pulchrum is the source of this 1332-nucleotide messenger RNA. NCBI's taxonomy places the organism in Eukaryota, Metazoa, Nematoda, Chromadorea, Rhabditida, Gongylonematidae. The record is from the annotation of a GenBank genome assembly.